CUGGGAGACGGUUGACAGGCUGAGAUGGUUUUGUUUUGUUUCUUUUAACGGGGAAAAAAAAAGGAGGAGAUGGAAGAGAAAGAGCGAAAGUAAGACAGGCGAACGGGAAGCCGUAGUGAAUGGGCAAUGGUUGUCUCCGCCGCCCCCCCAGCCGGGGGAGACCUCAACCCAAAAAGUAACGGAAAGAACCAAAAGGGAGAGGAGAGGAGAGGAGGGCUGGCCCGUCGGGGUCUGGAACUUCUUUUCCCCCUUCUCAACACGGAAUUACACUCUCCGCGGGUCCAUCCACGGCAGCCACGCCGAGCCGCGGGUUCGCCUCCGUGUUCCGUGGAAACUUCUGACAGGCAGCAACUUCGCUCUUCAACUUUCUUUUCUUCUUUAACACGAUCACGGCGCGUUUCGUUGCUGCUGUCCUGGCGGCAGGACUGGUCGCUUUGUCGUCGAAGGGGGGGACGUUACAACGUUUCCGCGCUUGCAGACGAGGGCGACGGACGCCGUGCUCACGGGAACGGCGAUGGAAAGGAUGUCGUCCUAGGAAAAACCGUCAUUGCGCAUUAAAAAGUGUUUGUCAGUAAACCGCGGUUUACCAGUAAUGUCAGCGGCUGGUAUGAUGGAUAGAUAGCAGGGAGGAGGAAGAGAAGAUGUCUUUCUUUGGCCUGGACCGUGUCAGGAAGAAAGAGAGCGAGUUGGAGAGGAGACUCCGUGCCAACGACAGAGAAUACAACCUGUCCUUUAAAUACGCGACGAACGCCAUCAAGACCUCCAAGUACAACCUCUUCACCUUCCUACCUCUCAACCUGUUUGAGCAAUUCCAGAGGAUCGCAAACGCCUACUUCCUUUUUCUGCUGGUGCUCCAGGUGAUUCCUCAAAUCUCCUCUCUGUCCUGGUUCACCACUGUGGUGCCUCUGGUCCUCGUGCUGUCAAUCACCGCUGCCAAGGAUGCCACUGAUGAUAUCAAUCGUCACAGGAGCGACAAUCAAGUCAACAACCGAAAAGCUCAAGUCCUUAUUGAUAGAAAACUACGGAGCGAAAAAUGGAUGGACAUCCAGGUGGGCGACAUCAUCAAGCUGGAAAACAACCAGUUUGUCACUGCUGACCUCCUGUUGCUCUCCAGCAGUGAACCACUCAACCUGGUGUACAUCGAGACGGCAGAGCUGGAUGGAGAAACUAACCUGAAGGUGAGACAGGCCCUGCCAGUGACAGGAGACCUCGGAGACGAUAUCGAAAAACUGGCGGACUUCAACGGCGAGGUACGCUGCGAACCCCCCAACAACCGCCUCGACCUCUUCACAGGAACGCUGUCGUACGCCGGUCAGAAAUAUUCGCUGGACAACGAGAAGAUCCUGCUGCGAGGCUGCACCCUGAGGAACACAGAGUGGUGCUUUGGACUGGUGCUGUUUGGAGGUCCAGAGACAAAGCUAAUGCAGAACUGCGGGAAGAGCACGUUCAAGAGGACCAGUAUAGAUCGUCUGAUGAACGUCCUCGUCCUCUGCAUUUUUGGUUUCCUGGUCGUCAUGUGCAGCAUCCUAGCAAUGGGAAACUGGUUCUGGGAGGUGAACAAGGGCUCGCACUUCACAGUCUUCCUGCCGAGGCAAGACAGCAACAAUGCUGUUUUCUCCGCCUUCCUCACCUUCUGGUCCUAUGUCAUCAUCCUCAACACCGUUGUUCCCAUCUCUCUCUAUGUCAGUGUGGAGAUCAUUCGGCUGGGCAACAGCUUCUACAUCGACUGGGACAGGAAGAUGUACUACGCUCGCAGUGACACCCCUGCUGAGGCUCGGACCACCACCUUGAACGAGGAGCUGGGCCAAAUCAAGUAUGUCUUCAGUGACAAAACUGGGACGCUCACUCAGAAUAUCAUGACUUUCAACAAGUGCUCCAUCAACGGCAAAUCCUACGGAGAUGUGUAUGACUACACCGGCCAAAGACUAGAAGUGACUGAGCAUACAGAGACGGUGGACUUCUCCUUCAACCCUCUGGCUGACCCCCGCUUCAUAUUCCACGACCACUCCCUGGUGGAGGAGGUGAAGCUGGGGACCCCGGAGGUCCAUGCCUUCUUCAGGCUGCUGGCCCUCUGUCACACCGUCAUGGCUGAGGAGAAGAAAGAAGGUGAGCUUUUCUACCUGGCCCAGUCUCCAGACGAGGGAGCGCUGGUAACAGCAGCCAGAAACUUUGGUUUUGUCUUCAGCUCACGUACCCCGGACAGCGUUUCCAUCGUGGAAAUGGGACAGCAGUGCAGCUACGAACUCCUGGCCAUCCUGGACUUCAACAACGUCCGCAAGAGGAUGUCCGUCAUAGUUCGGAGUCCAGAGGGGAAGCUCUCGCUCUACUGUAAAGGUGCAGACACAAUAAUCUACGAGAGACUGCAUCCGUCCUGCAGCAAGCUGAUGGACGUCACUACAGAGCACCUUAAUGAGUUUGCAGGGGAGGGCCUGCGGACGCUGGCGCUGGCCUAUAAGGAUCUGGAUGAGGAGUAUUUCAACCAGUGGAAACAGCGCCACCACGAGGCCAGCACCGCGCUUGACGAGCGGGAGAGCAAGCUGGACCAGCUGUACGAGGAGAUAGAGAAGGAUCUGCUGCUGCUUGGAGCAACAGCCAUAGAAGACAAGCUGCAAGACGGAGUACCUCAGACCAUUGAGCAACUGUCCAAAGCUGACAUCAAAAUUUGGGUUUUGACCGGUGACAAGCAAGAAACUGCAGAAAACAUCGGUUACUCGUGCAACCUACUGCGAGAGGAGAUGACUGAGAUCUUCAUCGUCUCAGGCAACUCACCUGAGGACGUCAGAGAGGAACUGAGAAAUGCCAGAACUUCCAUGAAACCCGAUGGAGCUGAUUCAGUGUUUCUGUCGGAAAGGAGUCUGGUCAAAGGUAUGAGAGUGAUCAAAGACGAGGUGGUGAAUGGAGAGUACGGCCUGGUUAUCAGCGGCCAUAGUCUGGCAUACGCCCUGGAGCGCGGCAUGGAGGAGGAGUUCCUGAGGACGGCGUGCAUGUGCAAGGCGGUGAUCUGCUGCAGGGUCACUCCCCUGCAGAAGGCCCAGGUGGUCGAGCUGGUCAAAAAGUACAAGCAGGUGGUCACACUGGCCAUAGGAGAUGGAGCCAACGACGUCAGCAUGAUCAAAGCGGCUCACAUUGGCGUGGGCAUCUCAGGUCAGGAGGGCAUGCAGGCCGUGCUGUCCAGCGACUACUCCUUCGGCCAGUUCCGCUUCCUGCAGCGCCUCCUGCUGGUGCACGGCCGCUGGUCCUACCUGCGCAUGUGCAAGUUCCUGCGCUACUUCUUCUACAAGAACUUCACCUUCACCUUCGUCCACUUCUGGUACGCCUUCUUCUGUGGCUUCUCUGCACAGACGGUGUAUGAUGAGUGGUUCAUAACACUUUACAAUCUGGUGUACACAGCACUGCCGGUGCUGGGAAUGAGUCUGUUUGAUCAGGAUGUGAACGACGUGUGGAGUUUCCAGCAUCCUCAGCUUUACGUCCCCGGUCAACUCAACCUGUACUUCAGCAAGAGGUCCUUCUUCAAGUGUGCCCUCCACAGCUGCUACAGCUCCUUGGUGCUCUUCUUCGUCCCCUACGCAGCCAUGCAGGACACCGUGAGGGACGACGGGAAGGACGUCGCCGACUACCAGUCCUUCGCCUUCCUGACCCAGACGUCUCUGCUGUUUGCCGUCAGCAUCCAGUUGGGGUUGGAGAUGUCUUACUGGACGGCGGUCAACACUUUCUUCGUUCUGGGCAGCCUGGCCAUGUAUUUUGCCGUCACAUUCACCAUGUACAGUAACGGCAUGUUCCUCAUGUUGCCGUCAGCCUUCCCUUUCAUAGGAACGGGCCGAAACUCUCUGAGCCAGCCGAACGUCUGGCUGACGAUCCUCCUCACCUCCACCCUGUGUGUCCUCCCCGUGGUUACCUACCGCUUCCUGCUGAUUCAGCUCUACCCCACCAUCAAUGACAAGGUGAUGUUCAAGGUGAGACAGGCCAAAGCAACACCUCCCCCUCCUCCUCGACGCGUCCGCAUGCGCCGCACCAGCUCCCGCCGUUCAGGCUACGCCUUCUCGCACGCGCAUGGCUACGGGGACCUGGUGACGUCUGGCCGGUUCCUGCGGCGUACCGCUGCGUCGCGACCCUCGGGUUUCGCCCACGCGGCUCGCACCACGGGCUUCAGUCCCAUGGGACGAUCGGCUGGAUACAGCCCGACGGGACGCGCCCAGAAUGCUAAGGUCUCGAAUGUGGAGGGGACAUCGCUUCAGAUGUACAGGACUAUCAGAGACCCCGCGCUCUGACAGACAGCGGCUCGGAUUCAGGAUGUGUGCUCGGAGAGAAGUCUGAGAGCAGGAAUGACGUGCUGACUGCACACCCGAAUGUCACUGCCAGUCAGAGUUCUUUAACGCUCACCUUUGUACAUUUGUUACCAUGAAGACCUUUGCUCGAGCCUCCCAGAGAACUUCAUGUCAGAGCAGUUUAUCGAGAAAGAUCUGCAGGAAAAUGUGCAGCCACUUGUGAUGGGGGCAAGGAUCACUUUCCUUAGAUCAUGAGUGUCCACGUAAAACACUGCCCAUGCAGAGCCGACGCAUGAGACGCUAACAAAUGAAAUGUUUUUGACACUAGGAACAGUAACAGGGUAAUCCAUUUUCCCGUAGGAACUUCCACAGAAGGGAAAGGAAACAUUUAGCUUCAUGAGAAGGAGAAAGUGUCAUAAUGUUUACAGACUCCCCUGACUUUGUUAACGCUGGGAGUCCAGACAGACAGCAGGAAGACAUGUUGCAUAAGUGUUUUAAUUUUUAUAUCCUAAGUGUCUUUUUUAAAGCAUUUUAUUUACCUAUCUUGUACAAGCAGUAUAGGGCUGUAUACCUAAGCGGGUAGCACUUUGGCAGCGUCACGUGGCAGGGGGAGAUCACCAAAUGUCAAAUAUCAUAAACACUCUUCUUCUCAGCGGCUGAGUAGCGGGGAAGAAAAAAAAAAAGAGAAUUGCAGCAGGAUUCAACACUGCUGGACCAUCCAGCUUAUGAUGGACGUGGCAGACCUUUUAUUCUCGCAGUGUGUUUUGUCUCACUUCUUCGCCGCGCUGUUAGAGUUUAGCGAAACUUAAAUGGCCGUGGUAGGAUAAAACAAAUCUGCAGGGUGGACGCUGGGCAGAGGAGGAUGCCAUUCUGCGUCGCACAGCCCGUUGUGUGAUUCACGCUCAAAAGAGAGAGAUAUUUAAAUCAUAACCAUCAAUUCCACUGUGUAAUGAGACAUACAUCAUAUUCUAAGGGUUUAUACUUUGAAAGUAAUAGUUUUAUUAUUGGUCAGAAAAUAAAGUGUUAUUGUUUUACAGAAAAGAAAUAUGCCAUUAUUUUUUGGAUCGCCAGGUUGUGAAAACUGCCUUUUGCGGAUGCAAAUCCUCCCCUCGCGCAACUUGUUCACAAUUGGUCUUUUUAAAUAGCUCUUCGAUGCUACUUGACGGGUUAAUGCAGUAAGUUAACAGGCUCUUCAUAAAAGGGGUCAAACUGUCCAGUGUCGGAGCCUUUCUGCUUGGUAAUUAAAAAGCCCUGCAGAUAUGCAUUAUCCAUCCGUAAUCUACACGCACUUUUAUCCGUGCAGAGCCAUGGGAGGUUGGCGUAUAUUCCAGCCUGUAUUGAGCAGAAGGUGGUGUACACCCUAAACCGUUUGCCAGUCGGUCUGUUUGCGAUUACAGGGAUUUUUCACGGCCUGACAGCCCCAAAUUUCCUCUUUCCAGUGGCUUAUUUUUGAUCUGUGUAUUUAUUAACCACUUAUAAAGUUAUUAGUUAUCUGAUAAACAAAUUAUUAAAGCAUUGCUUAUUACAAAAUGGUACCAAAUUGUCGGCAGUGCAGCAUGAAAUUUUCCAGAAUGUGCCUUAACGUUAAGGUCUCAGGUUUACAUUCUGAGCUGCUUUCCAAUUGUAGCAACUGAGAGUGUAAAAAGCCAUAUACGGGCCUACUGUAUUGCACGUGCAUUUAUUCAGAUCAUGUUUAGAUCCAAUUAUUGUAGUUCAAUACAAAACCAGUUAAUGUAGUUCAAAUCUUGCACCAGAUUGUGCCUCAAAUGCAGCUUGAGUGACUUCAGAUCCGACGAGGCAUCCCGCCGAUGUUUGAUUUCGAAGAUCAAAAAAGGAAAGAGAGAGAGAAGCACAUUUUCAGCCCGUGAAACAGCAGGAGAAGUGGACAGCGCUGGCUGUGUACGUUGUCCGAGUUGUUCACUGUGGGAAUAUCAACCACAUCUAGCUGUGUUUGGGAGGUUUCUCGUACCACACACACACACACACACACACACGCUACAGAGUGGACUGGAUGAUCCUUCAAUCCAAGGAUGUUAAAAAAUUGGUUUUAUGCAGCCCAGUCAAGGACUAGCGAUAAUUCUAAGUUAAGAAAGGAAAGUCAUUAUUUCACAGGCCUACAGUCAGGUUUUUUUAAUGACGACAGCUGGACGGCUGCUUUUUAAGUCAAUGGGGUGAGUCUUUAAUUUAUUAUUUGCUGUGUGAAGGUUUAUAGAAGAGUCCAAAUGGAAUUGUACAAUUGUACAAUAAUAAUAUUGAAUAUUUGUUAGUUGCCCGCAUUUUUUCCUUUCCAUGUCUUAUGAUAUCUAUGUAUACACAGUGGCUGGUUUUAUUCACUCAUCAGGUUUUUCAUCCACAGUUCAGUCAAACAUGUCAAAACAGCUGAUGGAUGCGUCGCCGUCAAAAAUCACACUUUCACCACAGUGUGGUUUCAUGUAGCUAAAAACCACCCACGCCUGGUGGUGAACCAAAGAUCUGUUGAGGCAUUUUUUGUGUCACAGUUGACCGUAAAGUAAAAGUGUCUUUCAACCAAAGAAUUUGAUGCUGAAGCUUGUUUACAACACCGACGACACAUUUUAUCAUCUACUCUAAAGUGUUCUUUAUGGAGAUAUCUCCAAGUUCGAGUAUGUAAAGGAAACAUUUACAGCAUGUUUGUAAAACUGUUGCUGGUUUUUUACCUAGUCCCGUUUUGUCAGUUACAACCAGUUUCGUUACACCGGGGCCCAUUUCAGUGACAGCUUUUAACAAUUUUGUCGCUGGCAACAAGCAAAUAAAUAUGCAAAUCGCCUGCUCGUGCGUGGGUCAUGAGAAUGGCAUUUGGUUUGAUUAGUAAAAGAUGUCAACGAGGGCAAGAGACAAGGAUCUCAUGUUGCAGAUUUGCCGAAUUGACCCCUAAAGUCAUGUUCCAUAGACCUCUGCGUGCGGUAUUUCCAGUAUUACUGUGGUACUUUCCAAAAAUAAAUUUCAGCCCUAAAGAUAACUUUCAAUAUUUAUCAAUACAUUUCUAUCAUUAUAUCUUUCCUCCUGAAGACUGAUUUUUGAUCACUGUUUCUCAAACAUGACAAAAAAAAAAAAAUCUAAUGAUAUUUGAACUGCUUUUCCAAAUAACCGUUUUGUAUAAUUUUGUACUUUAAAAUUUUUU
Molecule: messenger RNA, 7404 nt
Organism: Xiphias gladius (swordfish)
Lineage: Eukaryota; Metazoa; Chordata; Actinopteri; Istiophoriformes; Xiphiidae
Product: phospholipid-transporting ATPase ID-like
Exons: 28
Coding region: 642-4268 (1208 amino acids)
Biological process (GO): Golgi organization; phospholipid translocation
Cellular component (GO): plasma membrane
Molecular function (GO): ATPase-coupled intramembrane lipid carrier activity; ATP hydrolysis activity; magnesium ion binding
Source: RefSeq, a predicted model, not a curated record